Molecule: messenger RNA, 2552 nt
Organism: Myotis brandtii (Brandt's bat)
Lineage: Eukaryota; Metazoa; Chordata; Mammalia; Chiroptera; Vespertilionidae
Gene: LEPROTL1
Product: leptin receptor overlapping transcript-like 1
Exons: 3
Coding region: 60-401 (113 amino acids)
Biological process (GO): late endosome to vacuole transport via multivesicular body sorting pathway; negative regulation of growth hormone receptor signaling pathway
Cellular component (GO): endosome
Source: RefSeq, a predicted model, not a curated record
GACUUUUUAUUUACUUUGCAGCUUUGAUUAGUUUGUCCUUUGGAGGAGCAAUUGGGCUGAUGUUUUUGAUGCUUGGAUGUGCCCUUCCAAUAUACAACCAAUACUGGCCCCUCUUUGUUCUGUUUUUUUACAUCCUUUCGCCUAUUCCAUACUGCAUAGCAAGAAGACUAGUGGAUGAUACAGAUGCUAUGAGUAACGCUUGUAAGGAACUUGCCAUAUUUCUUACAACAGGCAUUGUUGUCUCAGCUUUCGGACUCCCUAUUGUAUUUGCCAGAGCACACCUGAUUGCGUGGGGAGCUUGUGCACUUGUUCUCACAGGAAACACAGUCAUCUUUGCAACUAUACUGGGCUUUUUCUUGGUCUUUGGAAGCAAUGACGACUUCAGCUGGCAGCAGUGGUGAAAGAAAUUAUUGAACUCUUAUCAAGUGGACUUGUCAUUUGUUGGCCAUCCAUGCACACAGGAGAUGGGGCAGCAAUGCUGAAUGGUAUAGCAAGCCUGUUGGGGUGUUCUAGAUACUCCCUUCUCCCUUUUAUUGUAAGCAUACUAUUUUCACAGAGACUUGCUAAAGGAUUAAAAGGAUUUUCUCUUUUGGAAAAAAAGCUUGACUGAUUUCACACUUAUCUAUAUAGUAUGCUUCCUGUGGUGUCCUGCUGAAUUUAAAUAUUUAUGUGUUUCUCUUGUUCAGUUUUUUUUUUAUUAAUAGGCAGUGUUAAAAAUUUUUUUAAUGUAAUAAUCAUUCGCAUUGGUUAGGAAUUAGAUUUCUGCUGGAUAUUACUGGGCUAAAGUAUAUCUUUUCUCUUAAGAUUAUUUAACCUUCAUUAUUACAAAAAGUUAUAAAAGUAAGUUUCAAUCAGUCAGGAUGACAUCACUCCCAAUUUUAUGCAAACAUUCGGACUGUUGGCAUACCUUAUAGACUAUAUACUCAGUACGUAUAUAGCUGCAUUUAUACCUCAGAAGGGCCAAGCAUUAAUGCCCGUGCUGAUUUUGCCAGUAAGCAGAUGUUUUGUGAAUUGAAAAUUAUUUUAUGGAAUUGCUACAAAGGAGUGCUUUUCUUCUCAAUUGUUUGAAGAAUUUUUUUGUUAAACUUUAAGGUAAGGGUGUAAAAACAGAUUUUUGAGAUGUGGUUUUUAUUUAUGUUUAUGAUAGUUAAAGAGUUGCAUUGUGGAAAGAAACGAUGUUGAAAUUUCAUUUUUUGAGUCCUGUUUCUAUUUAUAAGGGAAAUUUUUUAUCUUUUAUCAGCCUUUCAUAUUUUACCAUAGGUAAAAUGGACAUUUGUGGAACUACUACUGAUAUGGGAAAGAUGUUUGCAUCACAUAUACAGAAAACCUUUCCCUGCUCCCUCCUUUUAACUUAUUUUAUACAGUGAAUAUAGUAAGUAAAAUAACUUCAAAUAUAGUUUAAUAACACUUUAAAUCAGAGGUGUUUAACUCACCUGGAAAGAAAUUGCUAUGCCAUACAUUCAGAGUGCCCCCUGCCCCACAAGGCCUUGGCAUGAUUAACAAGUGACUUGUUAAUCCUGCAGAUAAUUCAUGCAUUAACAAUUUAACAUUUAGACGAUGGUAAUAGUAGUUCUUAUUCUCUAAUGUUAUAUGUAAUUUAAAACUAUUUAAGACAAGUUUCCUGUAUACCUUUCAAUUGUUUUCAUUUUUAUUUCAUCACGAUAGAGCUGCUGUUUCCUUUUAAAUGGCAUUUAUUGUGUGAAUUAAUGCAAAGUAGCCAAAUCCAGCUUCAGACACAAACCCAACUGAAAAUUCCCAGUAACCAGGCAUGAUCAGAUUGUAGUGGUUAUUUGCAGCUCACCGUUAUCAGUACUUUUUUCAGGAGCUAGUUAUGAAAAUGUUUAAAUUGGUCUGACAGUAUUUUGUUAAGGACAUUUGUUUGUAUAAUCAUUCAGUAUACUUUCAUAAAAAAUUGUCUUGCCUUCAGACAAAACUGAGUAAUCAUGACAGAUAUCUUUUGUUAUUUUAUAAAUUUUUCAAGAAAAUGGGAACAAAUUUUAGGUUUGGUCAUCUUUUUACUAAAGAUGCCUAAAGGCCACAGGUUUAUACAGCGGCACCCAAGUUGUUACUUUUAGCUGUGAGAUGGGAAGCAGAAUGAAAUAUCUGCAUGUAGUUGUCCCAUUUACAUAUUAGGCUGAAGAUGGCUUACAGUAGUGCUGUAGCCUUAAAGAGGAAGGUACAGCUUCACAUGAAUUAGCUGGUGAAACCAUUGGGAACUCAGUGCCUGUAAUCUCGAUUUUUUUUGGCAGGAAGUACAUUCUUUAGUCAUUCCCCAUUUUCUGUUCUAGAAUGUCAGUACAGUGCACUGCAACUGUUUUAGUCACUUGGCCAUAGACUCCUUUUCUAACAGCUGCAUAUUCUUUCUGUAUACUGAUUGCAUUGGCGGCAUUGUGUCUUUGAUCUUGCACACUAGCUUGACAUAGUGCUGUCUUUGAUUUCUAAGCUAGUUACUUGAGGUAUGAAUUUUCCAUAGAACAUGCACUGAUACUUCAUUGCCAUUAUUCUAUGGAAAGAAAACUUUUGAUGAUGAAACAAUAAAGAUUUUAAAUAUC